AUGAGAGCUUCGGGAACUUUAAAAGCAUGUCAACAAGAGCACUCUGAGCAUUUGAAGUUGUCUAAAGCUCUGGUUGUGAGCUUGGAUAGCUUGGCCCAGCUUGGCCCAGCUUGGCGCUUGGCGCUUGGCAGUCGCUGGCUGAGGGUGAUGAUGAUCGGAUCUCGCCACCUUCUCGACGGGACGGGACACAGCAAAACACAUCCGACACACCCGACACGGGCCGACGGCUUUGAUCGGCUUUGGCUGAGGUACAAGAGCGUGUAUUUUGGCUCAGUAGCAGUUGGAAAACCUGAGCAGAAGUUCUCAGUAGUAUUCGACACUGGUUCAGGCCAUGUGAUUCUCCCCUCGAGCGAGUGUCACAGCGAAACCUGCCGCAUUCACAAUCGUUACGACAAACAGGCCUCUGAUGGAGCCAUCGACGUCGACUACGAUGGUACUCCUGUGCGAUCAGGCGCUCCACGGGACCAGAUCACGGUGGCCUUUGGCACCGGGGAGGUCACGGGAAACUUCGUCCACGACAGGAUUUGUUUGUCCCCAGAAGCAGCUCCUGCAUCGCAAUCUGCUGGGAUGGCUUACACAGAGCCCCUGCUGUUAGUUCAGUCUGGCGAUGCUUUGGAGCGAGGGCAACCAGGCGAAAAUAUCACCCAAGUGCCCAUCAUGGCGAAUGUUUCGACGCCGCUUAGACAUGAGGCGAUGAAUUGUGUCGACCUGCGGGUUGUUAUGGCCACAGAGGCACUCCAACUUGCCUGUUUGAAGAUUUUGAAGGCAUGGAAAGUGAAAGAGCGGCAAAAAUUACGUCGCUUUACAAAGGAGACCAGCUGCCUGGAUUGGCCAGCUGCCCUUCAGUCUUUGCGCAGAGCUCAAAAGUCGGCCCUGCAGCUAGAUGCGAAGGCUGCGACUGCAGCCCUUGCUGCUUGCAAAAAGCAAGAGCAGUGGCCGGCGGCUCUGCAGCUGCUGCUGGAGUUUGGCCAUUUUGCUUUGCAGCUGGACAUUGUUGCCGUCAGCACCGUGAUCACUGCGUCUGAGAAGUGCAGCCAAUGGAAGCAGGCCCUGCAGUUGCUACAUGGCACCGGCCGCCUCCUACAGCUGGAUGUCGUGGCCUGGAGCGCUGCAACCAGUGCAUGUGCUGCAGCCUCAGCGACGCAGUGGCAGCUGGCCACCCACUUAGUAGCUCCUGGGAGCCUCAAGCUGGGCAACAUGGCGCACAAUGCAGCCAUCACGGCGUGCGAGCGUGCGAGUGGUUGGGUAAUGGCACUUGGUCUACUUGAACGUCUCAGAAAACCUCAAAGGGCUUCAGCCGUCAGCUACAACAGUGCCAUGAGUGCUUUGCAGCAGGGCAGCCAGUGGCGACCAGGCCUUCAACUGGUGGAUCUCCUCUUGCAGGCUGGGCUGCAAGCUAGCCCAGUAACAGUGGGCGCUGCUUCACUUGCGCCCUGGCGAAGAGCCUUUGCUGCCCUGGCGAACUUCGGUGAUCCAGAGGUUGAAGACAAUGCCAUCGCUUUCAACGCGAUUUUGAGUUCUUGUGAUGCGCGACCAUCUUUUGUGGUCGAGCUCCUACGCAGCAUGCAGAAGAGGAAGGUUCGAGCUACCGUGAUCAGCUACAACAGUGCGAUCACUGCCUGCAAGAAGUCCUGGAAGCUUUCAGUUCACCUCCUGGAAGACAUGCAACAUGCGCAGCUCCUUCCUGACGCAGUGAGCUUCAAUAGUGGAAUUACUGCAAGCGAGACUGGAGCAAAUUGGCAACUGGCUAUGAUGCUAAUGGGUUGCAUGCCUUGCAUGCGUCUGACAUCGUCGGUGAUUAAUCUGACCGCAGCAAUCAGUGCUUGUGAAGCGGCCAGUCGGUGGCAAUCUGCUGCUGGACUUCUUGGCUCAAUGAAAUCUCACGGCCUGGUACCAAACUUAAACACCUUCAACAGUGCAGCGGCCGCCUACGAGAAAGCUGGCAGAUGGGAGCUGGCUGCCGAGACCCUGGACUUAGUCGAGCCUGGAUUGAUCACCUACAAUUGUGUCUUGAGAUCCUGCGUGACAUGCACGCGGCCACGUUGGCCCCGUUGGCCCCGUUGGCACUUCACCCUCCAGCUCUUGGGAGAGAUGUCUAAGGCAGCCAUUCUCGCCGAUCUGAUCAGCUACAACAUGGCGGCGCUUGCCUGUGAAUCUGAGCGAAUGACUGAGCACUUCCAGGUGCUAUUGGAUCAAGUCUUGCCGGAACAUUUGCAAAAACUCUUGCGCACUCUGUCAACGUCCUAA
Cladocopium goreaui is the source of this 2247-nucleotide messenger RNA. NCBI's taxonomy places the organism in Eukaryota, Dinophyceae, Suessiales, Symbiodiniaceae. The record is from the annotation of a GenBank genome assembly.